AUGGCUCAAGCAGACCCUGACAGACCAAAAAAGAAACGCAUCCGGAACUGGACUGCGGAGGAUAGAGCAAUCCACCGUGAGUUUGAGAAGUCCCGCCGGGAGGCCUUUGGCGUGCGCUUGAUGGAGCUAACAAAGUUACUUCCCAUGCUUCGGGAAGAAACGCGACCCUCAAAGCAUAUUAUCGUGGACGCGAGUAUCUCUCAUCACAAGGCCCAGCAAGCAAGAUGCGAUCAAGCCACUAGUGCAGUCAAAGCACUGCUAGCUGAACGUGAUGAUUUGCUUAGAGAGGUCAACGGCUUGCGAUCUCUGUGCCAACCCGGUACUUCUGUCCCGCGACAAGCUCGGCCAAUUGAUCCGGCUGUCCUCGAAUUCUUGAGAGAAAGUGACCAGUCGGAUGCUAGUCAAACUUGGUCACCUGCGAGGACUCCAUCUACUGGAGCCCAGCUGGACCAGACAUCUUCCUCUUCAUUCCCACCAGUGCCGUCCUUGCUCGUUCCUGGUGAAGGGCCGUCUCAAGUGCCAGCUCAUCACGAACAAAACAUACCGCAAAAUCCACCCACGGCGUAUAACUUGACGGAAUGGGCUUGGUCUGGCCUUCAGGCACCUGCUACUGCUGCUGCUCCCUCGGAUAGAAUUGCUGAUCCUGCUUCCUUAUGGAGCCCUCCACCAGGUAUAUCCAUAGCUACGCGACCGAAGGAUAUGGACCCGAGAUACAAUAUCGGUUCUUCCUAUCUUGUCAGAGACUCUGCGUCUUUUUGGACGCAACAUCAGGGUGUGCUGACGACAACCCCGCCCAAAGACCCUCCUCAGAAUACUGAUUUCCAAUAUGACAUAACCUCCUCACUUUUACCUGUUGACGACUCUCUAUUAUGGCCACCAAACAUUGGGAUCACCCCUUUGCCCGCGACGGAGAAUAUGCAUUCGAUGUCUUCAGGUCAAACAUUUCACAUUGCAAAUCCACUGCUGUCAAAUUCGGAGACUCUAUCUAUAUAG
Molecule: messenger RNA, 993 nt
Organism: Penicillium pulvis
Lineage: Eukaryota; Fungi; Ascomycota; Eurotiomycetes; Eurotiales; Aspergillaceae
Exons: 2
Coding region: 1-993 (330 amino acids)
Molecular function (GO): protein dimerization activity
Source: RefSeq, a predicted model, not a curated record